AUGGCUUCUGUUUCUCCCUUGAAUCACGCCAUUAUUAUUACCUCCACCACUUCUAAAGGAUCUUCAUCUCUGAGCCCUUUCAACCAGAGGAGGCCUCAAGUCUCUACAGUUGGCAAACGACGCCAGCGAAUGGUCGGUAAGGUAUCAUGUGGAGCUAGAGGAGGAGAGCAGAAACCAACACAGGGUGACGCGUCUAGUUCCGGCAAUGGAGAAGGGUCUCUCGGGAGGAUGGAUAGGAGGAAUGUGCUUAUUAGCUUAGGAGGCUUGUAUGGUGCCACCGGCCUCGGUGCUGACCGAUUGGCAUUUGGGGCUCCGAUCAUGGCGCCUGACUUAACUAAGUGCGGUGCCGCUGAUUUGCCUACCAGUGCGAAGCCCACCAAUUGCUGCCCACCUACCAGCUCGAAAGUUGUUGACUUCAAGCUGCCACCCCAAAACGAAGACAUGCGCGUCCGGCAAGCUGCUCACUUAGUGGACGAUGAGUACGUCGCCAAGUACCAGGACGCCAUUGCCCGCAUGAAAGCUCUCCCAACCGAUGACCCACGUAACUUCACUCAACAGGCCAAUGUUCACUGUGCCUAUUGCGAUGGAGCUUACGAUCAGGUUGGCUUUCCAGACUUGGAAUUGCAAGUACACAAUUCAUGGCUCUUUUUCCCAUUCCACCGAUACUAUCUCUACUUCUACGAGAGGAUACUGGGCAAAUUGAUCGGCGAUCCUACCUUUGCCUUGCCCUUCUGGAACUGGGACGCUCCGGCGGGGAUGACUUUGCCGGCCAUGUACACCAACCCCAGCUCAUCUCUCUACAAUAAACUUCGAGACACCAAGCACCAACCGCCGACGUUGAUCGAUCUGGACUACAAUCUCAAAGACCCCUCGAUCACGAAUGAGGAACAACUGAAGCACAAUCUCGCCAUCAUGUACCGGCAAAUGGUGUCUAACGGCUCGACGGCGCAGCUUUUCCUUGGAACCCCCUACCGUGCCGGAGACGAGCCAGACCCUGGGAAUGGGUCGCUUGAGAACGUUCCACAUGGACCGGUUCACUUGUGGGCAGGCGACCGUAAUCAGCCCAAUGUGGAGGACAUGGGCAACUUCUAUUCAGCCGCCCGAGACCCCAUCUUCUACGCCCACCACGCCAAUGUGGAUCGUAUGUGGACAAUAUGGAAGACUCUAGGAGGGAAGAGAAGGGACUUCACCGAUCCGGACUGGUUGGACUCGGCUUUCCUGUUCUAUGAUGAGAACGCAGAGCUAGUGAAGGUGAAGGUCCGAGACUGCCUCGACGAGAAGAAACUCCGGUACACCUACCAGUCCGUGGACAUUCCAUGGCUGAAGACGAAACCGACGCCCGUCCGUAAAAUGAAGGAAGCUCUGAAGGAGGAGGAAGGUCUGAAAGACAAGAUCAAGGAGAGGGUGCUGAAGUUGGAGAAGAAGAUUGCAGUGAGUGAGUUCCCGAAACAACUAGAUACGGCGUUCAAGACAGUGGUCAAGAGGCCUAGGAAGUCGAGAAGCAAGAAGGAAAAAGAGGAUGAAGAGGAGAUACUAGUGAUAGAGAAGAUAGAAUUGGAGAGAGAUUCCGUGGUGAAGUUUGAUGUCUACAUUAACAACGAGGAUGAGCCGAGCCCGGACAAGAGUGAAUUCGCUGGGAGCUUUGUGAACGUUCCACACAAGCACGGGAAGAAGAAGAAGAAGAGGGUGAAGACGUUCCUGAGGUUGAGCAUAACGGAAUUGCUGGAGGAUUUGGAGACGGAAGAUGACGACGAGGUGGUAGUUACCAUAGUCCCACGAUUGGGAGGCGACCUUGUCAUCAUUGGUGGGAUCAAGAUCGUUUACGCUUCGUGA
Nelumbo nucifera (sacred lotus) is the source of this 1833-nucleotide messenger RNA. RefSeq names its product polyphenol oxidase, chloroplastic. Lineage: Eukaryota; Viridiplantae; Streptophyta; Magnoliopsida; Proteales; Nelumbonaceae. Gene Ontology annotation, biological process: pigment biosynthetic process. The record is from RefSeq and is a predicted model, not a curated record. Gene Ontology annotation, molecular function: catechol oxidase activity.